Messenger RNA from Gigantopelta aegis, 1521 nucleotides. RefSeq lists its product as uncharacterized. Gene Ontology annotation, cellular component: nucleus. The record is from RefSeq and is a predicted model, not a curated record. The transcript has 3 exons. Bases 1 to 1521 code for a protein of 506 amino acids. NCBI's taxonomy places the organism in Eukaryota, Metazoa, Mollusca, Gastropoda, Neomphalida, Peltospiridae. Gene Ontology annotation, molecular function: DNA binding.
AUGUGUCCAAGACAGGAACUUGUCAAGUGCCAUUUCACGGCCGCUAUAAAGUCACUUCACCUCGGCUUUGUAUUCAUACCCGGAAUACGGAAAUACGUCAUGGAAAGAUAUAGGUCGUACUCGCCAUCCAGUUUAACAAAUGCUUACUUAGCAGUGAAAGAUGAAAACUUACCUGUAUUAACAGCCGCCAAACGAUAUGGUAUUCCCCAAACUACACUCAGAGACAGGGUAGAUGGCAGAAUUCAUAUUGACUGUACUGUUAUGGGCAGAACACCAAUACUAACAUUAGAUGAAGAGGCCAAACUGGUACAGCAUUUGCAGGAUGUUGCGAAAUAUGGCUAUGGUUAUACCAGACAAGAAGUAGUAGAUAUUGUUUCAGACUAUGCGGCUGUUCUUCAAAAGAGGCCUCAAAACAAACCGCUUACAUUAAACUGGUUUAAUGGUUUUAUAAAAAGAUGCCCAGACAUGCGUGUAGUAAAGCCAAGGGCUUUAGAAUUUCAGAGAGCCAAAAGCGCGUCUGUGUUUAAAGUUGAGGCCUAUUUUGAUCAACUAGAAAAAGUCCUCACAAAAUACAAUCUGAAUGAUAAACCCCAUCUGAUUUUUAAUGUAGAUGAGAAAGGCAUUUCCCAAAACCAUACCCCUCCUUACAUUGUUGGGGGAAGAGACUAUUACCCACAGUUUGUCACCACUGGUAAAUCCAAGAUGACAACAAUCAUAGGAUGUGGUAGUGCCAGUGGCAUGGCCAUUCCACCAAACUUUGUAUUUGCGGGUGUACGACUCGUACCUGAUCUGAUGAAGAAUGCUAGCCCAUGUGCUUCUGGAGACAUGUCACAAACCGGCUGGUCAAACGCACAGAUAUUUGAAAAAUAUCUACAGCAACAUUUUAUUAAAUAUAUUCCUUGCAGAGAGCCUGGGCAACAUCUGCUAUUACUACUCGAUGGACAUAAAAGUCAUGUGUCCAUUGAUCUUGUUAAAUGGGCAAAAGAAAAUGAUAUCAUCAUUUUAAUUUUUCCUGCACACACAUCUCACAUACUGCAACCAAUGGACGUGGCGUGUUAUGGUCCACUGCAAAAUAUCUACAAUAACGAAUGUCAUAAACUGAUGAGAGAAACACCAGCAACGGUAACUCGAUAUGAUAUCUGUAGCUUGGCUUGUAAAUCAUAUUCAAAGGCACUGUCUGCAAAAAAUCUUCAGUCGGCAUUCCGGAAGACGGGAGUAUACCCACUUGAUCGGACGGCUAUCAACCAUGAGUUUCUUCAGCCAGCUGCUCUCUUCCAAAAUGAAAAUGAGGACACUGAAAUCAUGAAAAUCGGCGAUGUCCAAGAUGAAACCGAGGUCACCAUGAACAAUCAAAUUGGGGAUACUGAAGUCAUGAAAAUGGGUACCAGACGUUUCCGUCCCCAACCAGUUCGCCCCCAGUCAAUUCGCCCCAAGAAACAAAUAAAGAAGCGCAAAUCACUGAGUAAAAUUGUUGCAGGUAAAGCCAUUACCGAAAGCCCCACUGGACAAAAAAAUGUCUGA